GUUUUGCUGGCGCAGCCGCCAAGUUGCCGCGGCCAAUGUCUGACGAAGAAGUCGCCCAUCCUUUGUGGGACGAGACAGACAUAUUCCGAGGCGAGCCCCCCGUCCCACCGACCCAUCGCUCUCCGAGCCCCAGCCUGAAAUCGAUUGCAUCCAAGGCAUCUCUAUCCAGUUCUCACUUUGGCGGAGGACGUUUGGGCGCUAUUGCAGCGGUCGUCGAGCUUGCAAUCAGCCGCUGGGCCGGUAAUGAGGGCUCCACAGUGUCGUCAGCCCCGACUCACUCCACACGCCGCACCCGUCCUGCCCGGAGCCAAUCCGAACGCCGUAUCUCGCGGCGCAUUCUCCAACUCCAAGCUAGAGAGGAAUCAAGACAGAUACCCCGCCAGUUCGAAUUAUACCUGCCCCCCUCGCUCGCGCCGACCAAUGACGCCUCGGAGCGCGCUUUCCGCACAUCUUCGCUGGACGCCAUUCUUAGCCAGCUGGAUAUCACGUUGAAGAAGUCAACCAGGUUCAAGCGUCGACAACUGGAACGGGACCGGCCCACGAAGCUAGAAGCGGAGCCGACCCGGCCUCAUCUGCAUUACAUGCUUCCUGCCAUCUCCCAAGCCCCGAGUCGCGCUGCCUCCUUCACGGACUUGGAGGCUUUAGCCACGAAAGGAAAACAGAAAGUGGCGCGGACACUUGCUCCCGUGGCUGGCGCCUCUACGGCUUGGUUUCUGGACGUUGCCUCUCCCACGUGGGAGGACAUGCACUCCAUCGGAAAAUUGCUUCAUCUCCACCCUUUGACGCUGGAAGACAUCCUGAUGAAAGAUCCGCGCGAGAAAUUAGAGCAUUUUCCCAAGUUGGGCUAUUAUUUCUUGUCUUUCCGCGCUAUCGAAAGCUGGGACAAGCGGCAACAGUUCUGGGACCACGACGGCGACGAAACGGUGUCCGAAUUCAACAUUUAUCUGAUUGUGUUCAAUGAGGGCGUGUGCUGCUUCCACUUUUCGGAUAUUGCCAGCCAUCUUGAUCGGGUCAGGAAUCGCCUGGUCGUAUUCGAGCAGAUGGUCAACAUGAGCUCGGAUUGGAUUGCCCAUGGAAUCUUGGACUCGGUCGUCGACUCGUUCUUCCCCUUUCUACAAGGACUAGAGCGAGAAGUGAUGGCAAUUGAAAGCCUGGUCUUUGAGGCUAGCGAUUCCGGCUCUCGUAACUCCGAAACGACUCGGGUACCAACUGAGAAAGCCGAAACCGAAGUGCCUCAGGACGAAAAAGGUUCAAUUCAGCCUUGGGGAGAAGAACUCACGGAAAAGAACAUUGCGCGUCUCAAUUCGAAGCGGGCGAAGUCUUCUCUAUUGCCGUCCUUCUCGUUAUCCUGGCGCCGGACCUCAUUGUCGCGGGCAUCACAUCCCCCAAGCCCCACCGCUUUGACCCUCAAGCGAAUGGCUCAAGCGCGCCGUAUGGUCACGUCCUUGGCCAGACUACUAGCCGCCAAAGGCGAGGUUGUGGCCCAGCUUCGCAAACGGCUACUCACAGGAUCCGAGGCCGGUGACCGGGUCGAGGUUGCCAUCUAUCUUGGUGAUGUCCAGGAUCACAUUCUGACACUGGAGACCUCGCUCGGCCACUACGAACGAAUGCUCAGCCAAUCGCACCCUACGUACAUAUCACAUCUCCGGACGAUUGUGACAGUUACCAAGCGCGAGAGCGACAUAGCAGUCAUGUUUCUGUCGUGCAUCAGUUUGGGCGUCCUCUGUGUCCAAACUCUGAUCGGGCUUUGUUCAGUCAAUGUUCUGAUCCCAAGAAAUGCGCUGGACGGACAUAAAUACAACGGAUUUUGCAUCGUGUUGGCCUUGGCUGUGGUUAUUCUCACAUCCUAUGUGAAUCUGGUCCGAUACUGGUGGAGAACUUCGAAGCGGAGAAGGUCUGCACCUCUGUGACACUGAUAUGGCGUGGAUAGAAAUUAUAAUAAGUAACUAAUCGAAGGGGUUCGGUGCGUUCUUACUACUGAUGCGAAAUGGAUACCUUGUCUGGGAGUAUCAGUCACUUGUCCUUGAGCUGCUCGCCGGAUCAUCGUCUCGGACGUGGCGAUCACCACGGGUCCAGCCGCCACUGCCCACCAUCGCCGAUUUAAAAGCCUUCCUUUCGGACGCCGGUUCAGUCCUGCUCACAUAAGUACCCGCGCCAGUCCAUCAUACUCAUAGUCGAGGAUCGACAGGUCGAUGCUGUCCGGCUCUGUAGUUAUGUAGUGCAAGUCCAAACCUUAUUAUUUCCACUUGGACUGUCUACUUGACUGAGUUCUAUCGUAACAUCAUUCAAAAAUAUCGAAAUCCAGCCCCCAAGUUUUGCUAGGAUUGAGCCGUGCCGCAGGCGGAUGCGAGACCGCGGCCUUUUCGAGUUUCUCGAACAAGGCAGGUGGCAACGCUUUCACUGAUCGGCCUUUCAGUCAGAAGCAUUAUCCGGGGACGUUGUUUCACAACGCACCUUGCAGAUUCUCGACGAUUCGCGACGGUGUCACACUCUUGGGUAAAACGAUGACCUGGUGCAUGACUACAUCAGCCGGCGGCAAGGCAAGACGACAGGGAACCGACUGACACCGCGCUGGACGUGCCAUGAGAUGAUGACCUGGGCGGGGGUCAUCCCGAGCUCGUCCGCAAUCUCCUUCACCACAGGCAUAUUCAGGGUCUCGCCUACGCGGCCAUCGCCACCUAAUGGCGAGUACGCUUCAAGGAGGAGACCAUUGUCCUUGGACCAUUGCAAGAGCUCCGGCUGCGGGAACAGGUAGCUGAUUUCGACCUGGCCGUGGUCAAUCCGUCGCUAUGAUGCAGAUAGACAGAUGCUGACUGACC
Molecule: messenger RNA, 2819 nt
Organism: Mycena citricolor
Lineage: Eukaryota; Fungi; Basidiomycota; Agaricomycetes; Agaricales; Mycenaceae
Source: the annotation of a GenBank genome assembly